AUGACUUCCACCGCCUCGCCUCCCUGGCUAUCAAGCCUCAUCCUCCUCUUCAUCUUCCUCCUCCUCUCAUUGACAUCUCUCGCCUGCGCGAUCCUCGUCCUCCUCUCCUUCCCCUCCUCGGCUCCCGCCUCAAUCUUCUGGACCGCCAUCUCGGCGCUGAGCGCAUGGUUCCUGUUUUGUUUCGCACUUGUGGCGUGGCGGAAGAGAGCGAUGAGACGCCAUUGGCGUGAAGAAGGUGCGCAUUCCAUCCCAUCCUUCGCUCUCAUCGCAGACGACCGAAGUUUCCGACCCGAGAAUGUACUGACAAGUCGUAACAGCAUCGUCGAGAUGUCUCCGCCCUCUCCGUUCCGACACAACCGCAAUCCCUUUGAGCAGCCACCCUCCCGCGCUUCGCCCAUACCCCGCAACCCGCCUCCACCCCAGACCAUACCUUCGGCUGCCAUCUCCUCGCCUCUCUCCAGCCCUUCCGACCCUCCAUCUCUCGAUCGCGCCGUCCAUCGCCCCGGCACAGCCCCGAGUGCCUCCGGCGCUUCGGAAGCCGUCGCCGGCUCAGCUCGCCUUGCCUCGCCUCGCGCCUAA
Messenger RNA from Zymoseptoria tritici IPO323, 579 nucleotides. RefSeq lists its product as uncharacterized. The record is from RefSeq and is a predicted model, not a curated record. The transcript is spliced from 2 exons. Lineage: Eukaryota; Fungi; Ascomycota; Dothideomycetes; Mycosphaerellales; Mycosphaerellaceae. The coding region runs from base 1 to 579 and encodes 192 amino acids.